AUGAGGUUCUUACAGAUUCCUAAUAAAAUUCCAAGAAUCAAUCUUGGAUUCCAUAUCGAACAGUUACUACAACCUUCUGCGAGGAAAACCUUUGAUUUUAAACCAACCACAAGAAUAAUUAAUUUCAGGUCAUAUAAUUCUAUGGUUAAGGAUGAUGGUUAUGAUAAAUUUAAUACUUCAUUAAAAUUUUCUGAUGCCAAUGAACAUGCCGUUAUUAGCACAUUUGAUUUAUUUAGUAUUGGUAUAGGACCAUCCUCAAGUCAUACUGUCGGUCCGAUGCGAUCUGCAAAGAAAUUUAUAAAAGAACUAAAACAAAAUAAUGUAUUGCAUAAGGUUACAAGAAUUCGUAUCGAUCUAUAUGGAUCACUUGCCCUAACCGGUAAAGGUCACGGUACACCUAACGCAAUUUUAAUGGGAUUGGAAGGAGAAACUCCCGAAGGGAUUGAUACAACAAAAAUAUCACCAAGGAUUGCACAAAUCUCCGAGACAGAUAUUAUCAAAUUAGAUGGAAAGAGACCUAUUAAGUUUAAUCUGGAAAAACAACUUAUAUUUCAUUAUCAUAAAUCUUUACCAAAACAUCCGAAUGGUAUGCGUUUAAAUGCCUUUGAUGAACAAGGGGAUUGUAUAGCUUCUGGUGAAUUCCUUUCAAUUGGAGGAGGAUUUGUGGUCGGUGAAACCGAAAUUCAUGAAAAUGUGGAAAUUAUUUCUCAGAAAGCCAGCGUAAAGGACUUACAUAUUGCUAAACAUGAACAUGUUAAAUUUCCAUUCAGUAACGCUGAAGAACUUUUACAGAUUUGUAAAAGUGAAAACUUGACUAUCGCUCAAUUGGUCUACCGGAACGAGUUACAAUGGCGCAGCAAAGCAGAAAUAGAAAGAAAGGUAUCUAUUUGUAUUUAUUAUGACCCAAUCUUGAGACGAUUCCGAGAAAUAAUGGAUCCUUUAUGUAAGGUAAUGGAAAUCUGGAAUACAAUGAAUCAAAGUAUUCAAAACGGAUGUUUAAGCACGGAGGAAUAUCUGCCGGGAUCUUUAAAAGUUCGCCGAAGAGCACCAGGAUUAUACAAUAAACUUUUAAAAGAUUUAUACCCUGAUAUCCCAUCAGGAUCCGCUGUAAUAAAGAAUUCAUUGUUACAACCUUUACCAUCGGUCAUUAAAAAUUCAUCAAGCAUGAAUAUUUUAGACAUAGUAUCGGUUUAUGCUAUUGCCGUAAACGAAGAAAAUGCCGCGGGUGGUAAAGUUGUUACAGCCCCCACAAACGGAGCAAGCGGAGUGAUUCCGGCUGUGCUUAAAUAUUACUUGGAAUUCAUAUCAGAGCACAAUCAAGAAGACGAUAUUAUGCAUUUUUUACUUACAAGUGCCGCUAUUGGUAUGCUUUAUAAAAAAGGAGCUAGCAUUAGCGCAGCAGAGAUGGGCUGUCAAGGAGAAAUCGGAGUCGAUUUAUUGAAAGCCUGUAGCAUGGCGGCAGCAGCAUUUGCCGCAGUAAUGGGAGGCACUUUGGAACAAGUUGAAGAUGCCGCAGAAAUCGGCAUGGAACACAAUCUCGGAUUAACUUGCGACCCUAUCAAUGGUUUAGUUCAAAUACCAUGUAUAGAACGAAACGCAUUAGGUGGGAUCAAAUCAUUAGGAGCUGCUCAGCUUGCGUUAAAAAGCAGAGAAUCGGUUGCGAAAGUUACACUAGAUCAAGUAAUUGAAACGAUGCGUCAAACUGGAAUGGAUAUGCAAACAAAAUAUAAAGAAACUAGUCUGGGAGGGUUAGCCGUCAACGUUCCCCUUUGUUAG
Funneliformis geosporum is the source of this 1776-nucleotide messenger RNA. The record is from the annotation of a GenBank genome assembly. NCBI's taxonomy places the organism in Eukaryota, Fungi, Glomeromycota, Glomeromycetes, Glomerales, Glomeraceae.